AUGGAGCAGGAACAACGCGAGUUUCUCGCCAGAGAACGUCUGGAUGCCUUGGAGCGCGAGCGCCUGAGGGAACAACGUGACCUGGACGCACGUCGCCAGAUCCAGGAACUCACGGAUCGCUUGGUCCACGCUGAGGUCGCCCGGGGAGAAGCGGAACGCCGUGCGCAGGACGUGGAAGCUUGCGAGACCCAGAGUUCCAAUGAAACUCAGGGGAUGACCCAGAGUAUCACGGAAGCUGUACGUCUCGAGCGUGAGCGCCUGGAUGCCGCCUACGCCGAGCGCUGGCAACAGCGCGAAGUCGAAGCCGACUCGGAGCGUGCGCGCUGGGUUUCCGAGACCUAUGCGGGCUGGAAGGAACAAAUGUCGACUAUGGAGCAGAAGAUCCAAGAGCUCGAAGCGGAAAAAGAGCGAGAGCGGGAGUCUUCCGAGAAUAUCCAGCGCUUCCACGCCGGCCAAGUGCGCGACCUUCGUGCAACAUUGGCCCAAGUUCAAGCGCGUCGCGCAACCGUCGCCCCUGAUUUGGCAACAAAUGUGAGGUCGUCAGUGGCUCAGAACCCUGAAGUUGCAACCCGACCCCAAGAAUCCAGUGGCGUAAUCAACGGAAACGCAAGUGUCGCAGGCCAGAGACGGGAGACAGCUGAUCCGAAGAACGCUUCCGAAGUCGCCGCCUCCCAGCUAAGAGCGACCCUCGCGCAGACUUCCGCCGACACUUCCGGCAGAAUUGCGCGCGGCAAGCGGGGACAUGGCGCUACGGAGACCAAGGUGACGCAGGAUAUCAAGCUGGAGCCUGUGACUCUGGGGAAGACGUCGGAUCCCAGGAGAACAGUGACCUCUAAGGCUUCGCAGGACUCUAAAACAGACUCCAAGCGCUCUGCGCCUAAGAAACACCAGCAGAAGAAGAAGAAGCGUCAAGAUGUCAACCCACCCUCGGACUCAGGCCCAAGCUCCGAUUUCAGCGAUGAUGACUCGUCCUCUGAGAGUUCGGAUGACAGUUCGCACGAGAACCCUGGGGUUAACCUGACGACGGCCUCUACGGCUCAAGUUGGCACUACGCUCCUGACGUUCCGACCGUACAUCAACUCGAAUACUCUGGGUGAGUUCGAUACUAAGGCGUCACUCAGAGAACGCGAGCAUUGGUGGGAGCGUUUUGCGAACAUGGCGGCUCAGGGAGGUUGGUCUACGAAGAUGCGAAUUCAGGAACUCAAGCUGAAGCUCUCAGGAGCUGCGCGUGACUGGUUCAACCAGUUGUCCAAGCACACUCAGCGUGACUGGAAGGAGUUGGCGUCUGCAUUCAGGAAGAAGUACUGCAAGGCGCGCUCGUCGUACUCUGAACGCUACUUCACGAUGGAGAUGAAGAACUCAGAGAGCGCCCUGGAUUUCUUCUAUCGUCUGAACUCCGCCGCUGGGAAGGCUGACAUUGACUUUCGCAAGUCUUUGAAGCGUCUGGAGAAGCAUAUCCGGAGGUCCUCAAGACGUCGCUGCAAGGCCAGAGAUUCAGGAGUAUCGCUGAUCACGAAACUCAGGGACACGCUCCUCAAGACGUCGCUGCAAGGCCAGAGAUUCAGGAGUAUCGCUGAUCUAGAGUACGCUCUAGAGCAGGACGAAGAUGUCUGGAGUCGCAGUGACCAUGAUGCUCCGCCACCCAGAGUUCGUGACUUUCGUGCCGACAACAUUCCUCAGGGGCGUUUCAAGCCGAAGCGUGCAGGACGUGCGUACGUGACUAGGGGCGAUGUCUCUGACUCUGAGUCGGAUGAAGACCCUGAAAUUCACGCGCGUUUCCAGGAAAUCACGGACGAACCCAGAGUUUCAGCCCGAAGUGCGAGCGCGAAUUCAGGGUCAACUCGUGAGAUCUCUGGAGAGGAAGCUUCUACGUCUAGCGCUGGAAGCCUGGCGAGUAUGAAGGGUGCCGAGUGGACUCAGACGCUGACGAACGAGGUCUAUCGCGUGAUGGAUAACAUGGGAUGGCGUCCACCGAACGCCCAACCAGGACCGAACGCGAACUCUGGAUUCCGUUCCCCUCGCCGCGAGAACCCGAAUUGGGACAAGUUCUGCGAGAAGUGCGGUAAGUGGGGGCACCCAGAGGAAAACUGCUGGAAAGACGUGAAGUGUGAUCGCUGCCUGGAGACGGGUCAUCCGACUCACUUGUGUCGCGCGCAACCGUGCGAGAACUGUGACAAACUACAUCAUGAGAAACCGUGCGAAGACUGGAAGACACUGGAAGCUGUGAAGAAACUCGCCCACCAAGGUGCACUGAAGGACAUGCCGAGCCAAAUCCUGAAUAAACUCCUGGAUGGCGAAGCAAACUCUGGGAAGCCGUCAAACCAAUAA
This is a messenger RNA of Phytophthora sojae, 2328 nucleotides long. RefSeq lists its product as hypothetical. The coding region runs from base 1 to 2328 and encodes 775 amino acids. Lineage: Eukaryota; Oomycota; Peronosporomycetes; Peronosporales; Peronosporaceae. The record is from RefSeq and is a predicted model, not a curated record. The transcript has a single exon.